Molecule: messenger RNA, 764 nt
Organism: Rhincodon typus (whale shark)
Lineage: Eukaryota; Metazoa; Chordata; Chondrichthyes; Orectolobiformes; Rhincodontidae
Product: scavenger receptor cysteine-rich type 1 protein M130-like
Exons: 5
Coding region: 195-764 (189 amino acids)
Cellular component (GO): membrane
Source: RefSeq, a predicted model, not a curated record
AUGCAGCGUCUAACACUCCCAGAGACAUUUUCCAAUCAACCUGUUCAGUGAUGCUAUGCCACACGUCUGGACACAGUUUGGACUUGAACCUGGACCUCCCAGCUCAGAGAGGUUGUCAACGUAAGCUACGCUGGACACAUAAAGAAAGGAAGCCCUUGAAAAUAUCCAGUAUUCUGUAACAACAUCGCAUCAAAAUGGCAUUCUGGUCAUUACUGGAUGGUGUGCUUUUCAUAAAUUCAAUUCAUUUGACGGUAAUGAGGUGCCAAGCUUCAACAGAACAAUUCCAGGUCAGAAUCGUGAAUGGGGACAAUGAGUGUUCUGGGAGAGUGGAAGUCUUUUACAAUAAAACAUGGGGCACUGUCUGCGAUGAUGGUUGGGACCUAAGUGAUGCGCAGGUUGUCUGCACCGAGUUGAGUUGUGGGUUUGCCCAGGCUGCGCCUGGAAGUGCUAAGUUUGGGAAAGGCCUAUCGUCGAUUUGGCUGGAUUCCGUUCAAUGCAAUGGGUCUGAAUCAAACCUCUGGCAGUGCCAAUCAAACACCCUGGGUCAGCACGAUUGCCAGCACAGCGAGGAUGCAUCUGCUCUGCCUCAUUGCAUGGAAUGUCCUCGCAACAUAAAUGCCGUGCAUGUGGCAGGCUUUGGUGAGGUCACAGCUGGAGCACCGUGUGCUAUUCUGGUCUCCAUACUCUCGGAAGGAUGUGAUUCCACUGGACAGCGUGCAGAGGAGAUUCACCAGGGUAUUGCCUGGGACGGAGCAUUUUGGUGA